Messenger RNA from Medioppia subpectinata, 511 nucleotides. The record is from the annotation of a GenBank genome assembly. NCBI's taxonomy places the organism in Eukaryota, Metazoa, Arthropoda, Arachnida, Sarcoptiformes, Oppiidae.
GGCGUGUCUGUAGUGUCUGUCUCUGUCUGUAGUGUUUGUAUUGAAUGCAAACGUAUUGAUAGAGUGAGCGCUUGUGUCCUGUCGUUCACACAAUCAUCCCUUUAAUCGUUAUUACAUUUAAUCCACAUUUCAAUCACCGCUUCAAUCGAUACACUCAUUGAAACCAAUGGCCAGUGAUUUGGACGAACCCCUGUCUGACACCGAAAAGAUCCGUAUUGUCACCGAUUUUAUACUUCACGCCCCGCCGGGAGAGUUCAGGGAAGUGGUGAAUGACGUACGCCUACUCUUGAACAACGACCAACUGCUCAAAGAACAGGCCUCGGGUGUUUUCUCGCAAUACAGCAAAGACCAGUUGACACCCGUCUCACUCGACUCUUCCCAAACUCAGACAUUGAUUACUGAAUUCAAUGAUUUGGGAUCCAAUCGUUUUUGCGAUCCCCGAAGCGGACAAUCAUUCAAAUACGACCACUUGAAGGAAGAGGCCUCUGAGUACCAGUCGUGGACACCCGAC